CGCUGUUUUCUCCCUUUCAGGUUUUUGUAGCCGCUUCUUUGCUCGAGUUAGGUCUCACCGAGCCCUAUUUCUUUCUCUAUGUACUUUGUGCGAGUAAGUUUUGGAGCAUCGGUUAACAGCCUGUGGGUGAAAUUUGGCUUUCGUUCAUGAAUGAGGAAUUAUUCUUGACAGAAGUAUUUUAAAAGAAAAAUCCUUGCAAUGGCCUCAGCAGUUCUUAGUUCUGUUCCCACUACUGCUUCUCGUUUUGCUCUGUUGCAAGUGGAUAGUGGCAGUGGUUCUGAUUCUGAGCCUGGAAAAGGCAAAGGUCGGAAUACUGGAAAGUCUCAAACAAGCAAAACAACUACAAAUGAGAAAAAGAGAGAGAAAAGAAGGAAAAAGAAGGAACAGCAACAGAGUGAAGCAAAUGAGCUCCGAAAUCUUGCUUUUAAGAAAAUUCCUCAGAAAUCCUCCCAUGCCAUUUGUAAUGCUCAACAUGAGCUUUCAUUACAAAACCCAGUACAAAAGGAUUCACGAGAAGAAAAUUGGCAAGAGUGGAGACAAAGAGAUGAGCAGCUGACAUCUGAAAUGUUUGAAGCAGAUCUUGAGAAGGCAUUGUUGCUAAGUAAAUUAGAAUAUGAAGAACACAAAAAGGAGUAUGAAAAUGCUGAAAAUGCUUCAACUCAGUCAAAGGUUAUGAAUAAAAAAGAUAAAAGAAAGAAUCAUCAGGGAAAAGACAAACCUCUCACAGUAUCACUAAAAGAUUUUCAAUCUGAAGAUCACAUUAGUAAAAAGACAGAGGAAUUGAGUUCUUCUCAGACUUUAUCACAUGAUGGAGGAUUCUUCAAUAGACUGGAAGAUGAUGUUCAUAAAAUUCUUAUUAGAGAAAAAAGAAGAGAACAGCUUACAGAAUAUAAUGGAACAGAUAAUUGCGCUGCUCAUGAACACAACCAGGAAGUAGUUUUGAAAGAUGGAAGAAUUGAAAGACUAAAGUUGGAACUUGAAAGGAAAGAUGCAGAAAUCCAGAAGCUGAAAAAUGUGAUCACUCAGUGGGAGGCAAAGUAUAAAGAAGUAAAGGCAAGAAAUGCACAGUUAUUGAAAAUGCUUCAGGAAGGUGAAAUGAAAGAUAAAGCAGAAAUACUUCUGCAAGUUGAUGAAUCUCAAAGUAUCAAGAAUGAGCUAACUAUACAGGUGACUUCACUUCAUGCUGCAUUAGAACAAGAAAGAUCUAAAGUGAAAGUAUUACAAGCAGAAUUAGCCAAAUAUCAGGGUGGCAGAAAAGGGAAAAGAAACUCUGAAUACGACCAGUGUAGGUGAUUCUAUUAGCCUUUGAGGUCAACACAAAAAUUAAAACUUUCAGGGUUUUCCAAAAAUGUAUAUAUUUAAUGCUGUGCAACUGCUAAACUAUGCAGUUUUUUGUUGAAGAAAUGCUUAAAACAAUUAGCUCACUAACAGUCUAUAGUUUUUUGUCCUUUUGGCUUAAAAUGAAAAGAAAGAUAGAAUUCCAACAGAACUCAAUGAUUAUUGUUUAUUAUCCAUACUUCUUAUUGCUUUAGUUUUUCAUCAGUCAAUAAAAUUAAUUUACUCUUCCAUUAA
Molecule: messenger RNA, 1572 nt
Organism: Pteropus alecto (black flying fox)
Lineage: Eukaryota; Metazoa; Chordata; Mammalia; Chiroptera; Pteropodidae
Gene: GKAP1
Product: G kinase anchoring protein 1
Exons: 12
Coding region: 199-1293 (364 amino acids)
Biological process (GO): signal transduction
Cellular component (GO): Golgi apparatus
Source: RefSeq, a predicted model, not a curated record